AGACUGGGUACGACUUUAUCCUUGGCACUCCCUGGUCUCGCCGGUUCCGUGGCACAGAGGCCGAAUGUGCGACCGAGACACUCGUUCUCAAAACGAAGUGUGGUCAGACCCAUCGCGUCCCGUUCAUUGGAACCACGGGCGACACCCCGCCCGACCUACCUCCCAGGACCCUCGUCCCUCAGGGUCCCACCCCAACAUCGCAUUCACUUCCCCUCGUCAGUUUGCUCACUUCAUACGACAGGAGGACGUCACGUUCUACUCAGUGAACGUCAUGGAUCUUUUUCGCUAUGAUCCACCAAGUCCCGAGGUUGAGCUCAUCUCUCUGGAGCCCGAUCCCCCUGACCCUCCUUCCAUCUUCGCGGCUCCCAUCUCUACAUCCACUCGUCAGCCUGCGGAUACCUCCUCCACGUCUCAGGCCCCUGCGCCGUCGACUAUCGAGUCCACACAUACGUCUCGUGCUGACGCAGACGCUGAGGAACUCACACGGUUCACGAUAGACUUAGAGCCCUCCGUUCGCGACCUGAUUCGAGAGUACCGCGACGUCUUCCCCCCCUAUUUCUCAUGCAACGAGAUUCCCCCGAUGCGCGGUGUCGAGCAUUCCAUCCAGCUCAUGCCUGACUAUCGUGUUCACCAUCAGGCACCAUACCGACUCUCGAUUCCAGAGGCGACGACAUUCAAGCGUCAGCUUGAGGAGCUCCUUCGACUGGGUUUCAUUAAACCCACUAACUCCCCUUGGGGUGCACCUGUCCUCUUUGCUCGGAAAGCGGACGGAACUCUCCCCCUCUGCAUCGACUACCGCGGCCUUAACCGUUACAUGGUUAAGAACAACUAUCCCAUGCCCCGUGCGGAUGAGCUGUUUGACCGUCUGGCAGGCAACCGCUUCUUCACGAAGAUCGAUCUUCGUAGCGGUUACCACCAGAUUCGCGUUGCCACAGAGGAUCAACCGAAGACCGUCUUCCGAUCGAGCUUCGGCCGCUACAAGUUCACGGUGAUGCCAUUCGGCCUCACCAAUGCACCCGCCACCUUCCAGACGGCGAUGAACGACAUCUUCAGGAACAUCCUUGAAGAAUACUUUCUCGUAUACCUGGAUGACAUCUUGGUCUACAGUCGUACCUUAGAAAACCAUCUCAGACACCUCCGCGAUGUCCUACAGCGCUUACGCAAGCAUGACUUCUAUGCCAAGAUCAGUAAGUGCCGCUUUGCCCAGUGCAAAGUGAACUUCCUAGGACACCAUGUGUCUGACCAGAGUCUCCACAUGGACGACGCAAAGAUCACUCCUACUGCAGAGUGGCCCGUCCCCACAUCUGCCAAGCAGCUUCGCAGUUUCCUAGGCCUCACCAGCUACUAUAGUAAUUUUAUCCAGGGAUACGCUAGGUAUUCCUACGUCCUUACCUCAACCCUCCUCCGGAAGAACCCGCCGUGGUUUUGGACACUCCUGUGCGAGGACGCCUUUCGCGCCCUUAAGAAGGUGGUGACCUGUGCACCGGUUCUUCGCCUUUCCGAUUUUGAUCGUCCCUUUAUCGUCACCACCGAUGCGUCAGACUUUGCAGUAGGAGCUGUCCUUUCUCAGGUGUUUCCCUCUCCUCCAGAUUCACCUUACCCCCAUAUCCCUCCUUCCCCCCCCCCUCCUGCUGACACUGCUUCUCGACUGAUGCCUACCCUCCCUUCCCUUCCCUCCACUGACAGUCCUCCUGUUACUUACUCUCCGACCAUCGUGGAGGAUGGGACUGUCGAGGUUCGUGCUGGGGAUUGCCUGAUCGCUUUCUACUCCCGUCAGCUACUGUCUGCCGAGAUAAACUACACUGCCGAUGAACGUGAGGUUCUCACAGUAGUUUAUGCUACCUGGCAUUGGCGUCAUUAUCCGCACGGGGCGCCCUUCACGGUGCGCACGGACAACUCAGUUGUCCAGGCUUUCCUCACGAAGCCUAAGCUUUCCCCUCGACAGGCACGCUGGUGGCGUGAUUUAUCCGAGUUCAGUUUCACCACUCAGCCCAUCAAGGGUGAAACGAACCGCGUCGCCGACGCCUUGUCCCGCCGUCCUGAUCACAAUCAGGAACCCAUCCAUCUUGCUGCCAUCUCUAUCACCACUGUUGAUCAGUCGGUGAUCGACGCGUAUCGCACUCAGUACCGCCACUGCCCCGAUUAUCGCGUCAUCCACGCGACACUGCGGAGUGGCAAAACCGUUCCUUCCUACUCCCUCGGGGAGAACGACCUCGUGUACUGACAUGGCAGAUCUGGCCAGCUAGAACCACAUAUCUGCGUUCCCUCCACUGGACAACUCCGCGUCCAGGCUUUAGUA
Chara braunii is the source of this 2299-nucleotide messenger RNA. The record is from the annotation of a GenBank genome assembly. NCBI's taxonomy places the organism in Eukaryota, Viridiplantae, Streptophyta, Charophyceae, Charales, Characeae.